UUCUACGUCCUUCACCUCGCCCACUCCUUCCAUUCUCCUCUGGUCUCAUUUACCCUCGCUGCAACCAUGAGGCCAGGAAACGCCCUCUCACUCCUCCUCGCCGCCUGCGUUCCCCUCCUCUCUCUUGCCUCCCCCACCGCCGUUCCGGCCGGCGCCGGCAGCCAACCCAACCACAGGCUCCUCCCCCCUGUCGACCCUCGGAUCGUCCCCCUCUGCAGCCAAACCCAUACCCCGGACAUCUGCGUCAGCGCCGCUCGCUCCUACGCCCAUGAAUACCCGGUCAUCGACGCCACCAACCUGUUCAACAUCUUGGUCCGGGCUCUCAGAGACCGCAUCCAGAUCGACACGGCCAAGACCCUCGCCAUGACCAAGACCCAGAAGAAGUUGGAUAAGAUGGUGAGGGCUGGCAUCGACAGUUGCCUUCGAUCUUACGAGGACGCAUUGGACUACACGGGCGAAGGAAUCGAGGCAUUCAUAACACGCGACCUGGGAACGUUUGAGACCAGAUUCAGCAUGGUUAUCGGCGUGUUCAGCGGUUGCAAUGACGAGUUCAUGGAUAUUCCAAACCCGCUGGAAGCUCAGAAUAACAGGUUGAUGAACAUGGCGGGCAACUGCAUCCGCAUUGGCAAAAUGACGUUUAAAGAAUGAGGAAAUGCGGUUUCUGAGUGUGAUUUUUAGCUCUUCGCCAGGUGUUAGAAGUGCUGCUUGUUUUGAAGAAGGGACGUUUUUUUUUAUGUAUGCAGUGAGAGGGAUGGAAGGAAAUGGUUGGAGCUUGUGGGAUUGAUUGGGACUUUGGAUCAUGGGUGGGCUUUACUUUGCAGUCUUUUGGUUCUAUGUUUUCUCCUGUGGUUUAACUGCAGUGGUUAUGGGUGGUUUCGGAUUAUGAAAGGGCAGCAACUACUUCCCAUAGCCGUAGCUAACUACUAAAUCAACCAAUAUAUAAAUACAAGCAUAUAAAUUAAUAUUAUUGAUAAAUUCUUUGUUGGCCUUAUGAUUCUUGUAAUAACUCUGUGAUGAUCGAACUAUCCAUUAACUGUUGUAGCAAUUUGUAUUUGUUUUAUUGCUGAAUAUAUACUGCUUCUCUAACCGGAUGAGACAUCCGGCUUUGAGCCAAUAAU
Messenger RNA from Elaeis guineensis (African oil palm), 1118 nucleotides. RefSeq lists its product as uncharacterized. NCBI's taxonomy places the organism in Eukaryota, Viridiplantae, Streptophyta, Magnoliopsida, Arecales, Arecaceae. The record is from RefSeq and is a predicted model, not a curated record. Gene Ontology annotation, molecular function: enzyme inhibitor activity.